Messenger RNA from Racocetra fulgida, 1368 nucleotides. Lineage: Eukaryota; Fungi; Glomeromycota; Glomeromycetes; Diversisporales; Gigasporaceae. The record is from the annotation of a GenBank genome assembly.
GCCGCAUAUGUCGGGCCCCAAAUGCUUUCAGCUGCUGUCUCUGGGAAUAUCUUUGCUUCACCCUCAGUGACCGCAAUUUUAGCUGGAAUUCGUAGGAUUCAAUCGCCUCAUGGUACAUUGUUGAUUGUAAAAAAUUACACCGGCGAUUGCUUAAAUUUUGGUUUGGCUGCUGAGCGUGCAAAAAAUGAAGGUAUCAAGGUUGACAUGAUCAUUGUGGGUGAUGAUGUUAGUAUUGGUAGAAACAGCGCUGUUGGUCGACGGGGUUUGGCAGGGACAGUUUUGGUGCAUAAGGUUGCGGGAGCUGUGGCUGCAUCAGGUGGAACCCUUGAAGAAACAAAAUCAAUAGCUAGUUUAGUGGCUGAAAAUGUCGGUACUAUUGGUGUCGCUUUUGACCAGUGUAAAAUUCCUGGUUUUCAAAAAAUCCCAAUUCCACCUCCUCGUGACCUUGUUCAUAAAAUGUUAGACACAAUAUUAAAUACAGAAGAUCCUGAAAGAUCUUUUUUAGAUAUUCAUCCGGAGAAAAAUUCGAUUGUUUUACUUGUCAAUAACCUUGGUGGUCUUUCUACAUGUGAAUUAUUUCGUUGUACCUACGACGCAGUAUCAUACUUAGAUCGCGAUAUAAUACAAAUGUUGGAUCAGCAUGUGGAAGCUCCGGGUUGGAUUAAUCGAAUUUAUCUCGAUCAUUCUAGUCUGGACACGAAAUUAGACGAACAAAUAUCCAAUUCAAGUAUAAAGACAUCUGAUGAUAAAUAUUCCCAGACUAUUCUUUGUGGUAAAUAUUCUCAAAUUUUUGAAUCGACUCUGAAUUUUGUAAGUAAUGCGAUGAUUCAGGCUGAACCUGAUAUUACUCAAUAUGAUAAGGUUGUUGGAGAUGGUGAUUGCGGAACUACUAUGAAGAAUUGCGCAAUCGCAGUUUUAAUAGUAAUUCCCAAUAUUGGCAGAUAUGGUUUUGUUCUUUUAGACAUUAUAAAGGCUUUGGAAGAACGCCAGAUUGUUUCUCACGAUCCUGUUGAAGCAACUGCGCAAAUUGGCAACAUUUUAGAAAAACAAGGGGGAACAAUAGAAACACUUGAAAAUUAUACCCCUGCUAGAACUGGUGAUCGUACAAUGAUGGACGUAUUAAUUCCAUUUAUCGACACUUUUUCAAGCAGUUUGGACUCUGAAGAUAACGUCUUAAAAGCUUUAAAACUGGCAGUAAAUUUGGCUAAAAACCAUGUGGAGUCUACCAAAUUUUUAAAGCCCAAGUUUGGUAGAUCAACUUAUAUUUCUUAUGAUGAUAUCAAAAAUUCUGGUGUUCCUGAUCCUGGCGCUUUUGUUGUAUAUCAGAUUGUUAAAAGCAUUUAUGAUAAUUUGCAACUUAAUCUAUAA